Closterium sp. Naga37s-1 is the source of this 1632-nucleotide messenger RNA. The record is from the annotation of a GenBank genome assembly. Lineage: Eukaryota; Viridiplantae; Streptophyta; Zygnematophyceae; Desmidiales; Closteriaceae.
AUGACGGCUCGAUGUUUCGACCAUCGCACCACCAAUUUCGUGGCGACGCGGUGGAUUCUUGCUGACCCCACCUUCUCCCUCCAUCUCUUGCUUCCCUCCUCCCACAGCCAGGGUCUUGUUGGUGCUGCUGUUAUCCACGAUCCCCAACCGGCCGCGCCAAGUCCCACACCAAGCACCGUGCGGGUGUCUGUUGGUCCUCCAUCGGCUACCUCCACUCCGAAAAGAGUGCGUUCAGGGAAGUGGGCGCAGCAUACCCUGCUCAUCGGAGGCCGCCGUCUUUCUGCUUCGAACACUCCGGCUGAUCCACCACCUGAUGAAGCCGCACCGCCAGAGGAAGAUGUGUUCCCGAUCCGCGCGGACACCGGCUCGCCCGCCCUCACCAAGGCGCAGCUGCGGGAGCAGAUGUACCUGGAGGCCAGCAUCAUGUACGACACGAGGUGGUCGGGACAGUUCUCUUGGCUUGUGUUUGGGAAAACCAAGGAGGGGUUUCCCUAUGUGAAGGAGGCGCUGGCUGUUAAGGACGCGGCGACGUCCAACCCCGACCUGGGCAUGGUGGACAAGGUGGUGCGCACCGUGGCGGCAAAACUUGGAGAUUCGUCAGUCUGGAGCCAACGCUUCAAGUACCUGCAGUGUGUGAUCUACAGCACUAACCUCGAAGUCCAGGGGAUCCACACGGUUCGCUGGCUGUCACGCGGAGAUGUCGUGCGUCGGCUGUGCAAGGUGCUCGGUGCGUGUAUCGUUCUUCUCUGGGAGAGGAGUCACAAGGUGUACGAGAUCGUCACGUGCUACAAGUUUCAGUUCUGCCUGUUCUUCCUCGCCGACAUCCUCGCCGACAUGAACGACCUCAACCGCUGUUUCCAGAAGCGUGAUAUUGAUGUGACGGAGAUUUCCAAUACCAUCGAGGCCACCGCGGCGGAUCUGACGGAGCGGUAUUUGGAUACCGACAAGCAGUUUGGGGGCGAGGGCAAGUGCGGGCUGGUCGGCUUUCUGAAGCUGCACGGGCAUGGUGGAGGCAAGAAGGUUCGUGUGAGAGGCGUGGACGGGGAGGGACGCCCAAUCAACCAUCUGUACACCAUGCACGAGCGUAAGCUCCCGGGGCACAAAGUGGGGAGCGGAUACGAGGAGUGCGUGAAGCUCAAACUCUUCCGCCACAAGCUGCCGGGAUUCGACCUCAAGGCCGCAGAGAGGGAGCUUCCCACAUUCUGUGCGAUCAUGGAGGUGCACCACGAGAUGGAAAGCUUCACGCAGGGACUGACCAAUGUUCUCGGGAGCGCAGACUCGAAGAGGUCUAUGAGGAGGAGGCGCCCCGCAAAGAGCGUGAAGCUUGAUGUGGCUGAGCGUGAAAGGAGGGGGAAAGCAAAGGAGGGUGAAGUCGAAGCAGGAGCUGCCCGCCAAAACGACGGGGAGGAGGAGGAGGAGGAGGAGGAGGAGGAGGAGGAGGAGGAGGAGGAGGAGGAGGAGGAGGAGGAGGAGGAGGAGGAGGAGGAGGAGGAGGAGGAGUGCGACGUGAAACAGGCCCUGGGCGACGAUCAGGAGCUUGUGGGGGAGGAGGAGGAGGAGGAGGACAACCCCUUCCUUUCGGACGAUGAGGAUGUGGAGGAAGUGUUCUACAUCGAUAGGCCUGUGCACUAG